Messenger RNA from Neoarius graeffei (lesser salmon catfish), 1066 nucleotides. Its product is annotated as tripartite motif-containing protein 16-like. Gene Ontology annotation, molecular function: protein binding. The coding region runs from base 259 to 828 and encodes 189 amino acids. Lineage: Eukaryota; Metazoa; Chordata; Actinopteri; Siluriformes; Ariidae. The record is from RefSeq and is a predicted model, not a curated record. The transcript has a single exon.
GUUUUAGAAUGCUAGUUUAAGCUGAUAUGUGAUUGAUCUAAUGGUAAAACAGCACGAGGGCUCGAGAACUUUGACAGGUUACAAUUUUACUUGGAAACAGGAUGUAUCUGAAUUCUGAUUGGUUGUUAUAUUAUUGCCCUUUUGUUGUGUUCUUGAGCCCAGAGUGGGGGGAGGGGGGAGUGACAGGGUUCUACAGAGAAAAGUUUUCACUGCAACCGAACUGCUGUUUUCGUGACCACGCCCCCAGCGCGGAUAUUCAUGUUCACAUUGUUCAGUUUGUUUUUCUCUUUUAUUUUAGAUUUCUGUUAUCUGACUCUGGAUCCCAACACGGCACAUCGUCUCCUCAUUCUGUCUAAGAAGAACAGAGCGGUGAGAUACAGUGAGAGAGAGCAGCGUUACUCUGAUCAUCCAGAGAGAUUUGAUUCCUGGUGGCAGAUGUUGUGUAAGGAGAGUGUGUGUGGACGCUGUUACUGGGAGGUGGAGUGGAGCGGUAAUGGUGGUGUGUCCAUAUCAGUCUCAUAUAAAGACAUCAGCAGGAAAGGACGGGGUAAUGAGUGUCGUUUUGGAUUCAACAAUCAGUCCUGGAGACUGGGUUGUUUUUCUUCUUCUCUCUCUUUCUGUCACAACAGCAUUGAGACUGAUCUCAGAGUUCCAUCAGCCUCCAGAAUAGGAGUGUAUGUGGAUUACAGUGCAGGAACUCUGUCCUUCUACAGCGUCUCUGACACGAUGAAGCUCCUCCACAGAGUCCACACCACAUUCACUCAGCCUCUAUACGCUGGGUUUGGGGUCUACUGGAGUUCUACAGUGAGAUUGUGUGAUCCAGAAUAAAAGUGUGUGUAGUGUUUUCUGUAAAAUUCCUGCACGUUGCCACGCUGUUGCUCAGUCGUCUGUUUCACUAGAACACAAUCCAGCUGCACAAAAACACUCAUUUUAAUAUUUAAAUUAAAACAGAUGAAUAAUUUAAAAUAAUUAAAAAGGAAAUGUUAAAAAUUAACUGGCAGACAAGAAACUUGUCAAAUUUAAAAAGAAAAUGAUCUCAUGACCUUCGCAUUAUAAAGUUCUGUUU